Messenger RNA from Arachis stenosperma, 519 nucleotides. Its product is annotated as cell wall / vacuolar inhibitor of fructosidase 1-like. The record is from RefSeq and is a predicted model, not a curated record. NCBI's taxonomy places the organism in Eukaryota, Viridiplantae, Streptophyta, Magnoliopsida, Fabales, Fabaceae. Bases 1 to 519 code for a protein of 172 amino acids. The transcript has a single exon. Gene Ontology annotation, molecular function: enzyme inhibitor activity.
AUGAAACAUUUUUCUCUAAAUACAUUAUUGUGCACAAUUGUUGUGGCUUCAAUUGCAAUAGCACCAUGUGAAAGCGAUGACAAACUCAUAACACAAACAUGCAGCAAGACACCAUACCCUGCCCAAUGUAUUAGUUACAUAAAAGCUGAUGAUAAUAGCAAGGAUGUUAGGGAUGUUCCAGGUCUUGGAAUAAUCAUGGCACAAGUUUUGGUACUCGAAGCACAAGCUCCCAAAGACAUUCUCUUCGUAUUGCUUGGGGCGGGAAAGAGACCAGACAUUCAGGUUCAGUUGAAAACUUGUCUUGAAAGUUACAGUUUUAUUAUCAAAACUGCUAUGCCUGCAGCCAUUGAUUCUUUCAAAAUUGGGAAACCCCGUUUGGCUGAAGAUUAUGCUAACACUGCUGCACUUGUGGUUAGUAAAUGUGAGAAAAGCUUCAAUGGAAAAUCGCCAAUCACUAAUGAGAACAAUGUUACUCAUGAAGUUGCUCGCAUCCUAGGAGCUAUUGCUAAACAAUUAUAG